CAACCGCUGCCACAGAUACAACAACCGGUUCCUAUAUCCUCAUUAUCCGCACACCCGGCCUCCAUCUUUUACUGUCCACCCUACCACUAGCGGCACAUCCCGUUACGCCGUCCCUCCCUCCUUGGCGGCGGGUAACGGGCAGCCGGGCAGGUGACGAGGACACGCCUCUGUUCUCACCAUAUAAACAGACGAAGCCCCGCCUCCUCCCAGAAUGCACCGUACUGAAAACAAAACCCCACGUGACAAGAGCCGGUGACUAGAGGCGGACAUGGCGUCUCCCAGUGGGAAGGGAGUCCCGAGCUGGCAGUACCUUGCGGCGGUGACCGGGGGCCCCUGGAGCCCCCGGAAAGGAGCGGAGCCGGCCGACCCGGUGGAUGACGCAGAGGGGCUGUAUGUGGCGGUGGAGCGGUGCCCGCUGUGUAACACCACACGCCGCAGGCUGACCUGCGCCAAGUGCGUCCAGAGCGGGGACUUCAUCUUCUUUGACGGGAGGGACACUGAGAGGUUUGCAGACAAGAGGGAGAGAUUAAAUCGUUUAAGGGAAACACAGCUAGAUUUCCAAAAACAGGUUGCGAACGUCAUAGAGGGCAAGCUGGCUGCAGAUAGGCUGAAAUGGAAGAUCAUGUCAUGCAAAAUGAGGAUUGAACAACUGAAGCAGAGUAUAUUUAAUGGAAAUGAGGAGAUCGCCAAGAAUUCAGAGCUCAUCUCCAAGUCUAAAAAAUACAACCAGGAGCUGUAUAUCAGGAGUCAAAGGCACCAGGAGAAGAAAGAGAAGAUCCAGAGGCGGAAUCAUAAGCUCAGUGUGGUGCUGGAGAAGAGGAACAAGGAUCUGAAGAGUCGGCACGCAGAACUAGCCAGUCUGCGGCGGUCCCAUAUACUAGAGCUCACUUCUGUUAUAUUUCCCAUAGGCGAAGUGAGAAAUGUAACAAGGGAUCCAGCAGACGUCUCCUUUGAGAGCGACAAUGCGAUGACCUCCAGCACUGUGAGCAAGCUGGCCGAAGCUAGGAGGACCACUUACCUUUCUGGAAGAUGGGUGUGUGAUGAUCACAAUGGAGAUACCAGCAUUAGUAUUGCUGGACCCUGGAUUACGCUGCCAAACAAUGGCGAUUACUCUGCCUAUUACAACUGGGUGGAGGAGAAGAAGACCACAGAGGGGCCUGACAUGGAACACAGCAACCCUGCGUACACAAUCAGUGCUGCUUUAUGUUAUGCUACUCAGCUUGUCAACACCUUAUCUCACAUUCUAAAUGUCAACCUUCCAAGAAAACUUUAUAAUAGUGAGUUUUGUGGAGAGAAUUUGAGCCGCUACAAGUUUAAUCGUGCAGUGAACAAGUUAAACUCCAACAUCUUAUAUCUGUGUUUUUCUCAGCAUGUGGACCUGGACCUAUUGCAUCAGUUACAUACGCUCAGGAAUCUCAUGUACUUGGUUAGUCCAGACAGUGAAAACCUCGGCAGGUCUGGGCCUUUUGAAAUUACCGCUGAUCUAGAAGACUCCAUGGAGUUUGUCGAUCCCAGUGGGGCCGGCGAGAGUGAUGAGAGUGGAGAUGAACACAUAAGCGACGAAGAGACUGAUCUGGGUACUGACUGGGAGAAUCUGCCAAGUCCCAAGUUCUGUGACAUCCCAUCUCAACCACUGGAAAUGUUGGAAAGCCAGAGUACAAUGAUGUCCCAACCUAUCGCUAGCAGCAGUGCUGGUGGCAUGAUUUCGUCUGCAGCUGCUUCCGUCACCUCAUGGUUCAAAGCAUACACUGGUCACCGUUAACGUGGUUCAGAGACACAAAUAUGUGGCAUUAACUCUCCCCUAAAUGACUUUUUACACAGCUGAGAGAAGGUAGCUUGACUUGCAGAUGGCAAAACCUUUUUAUACAUGCGACUGUUUUA
Messenger RNA from Pseudophryne corroboree (corroboree frog), 1881 nucleotides. RefSeq names its product autophagy related 14 (gene ATG14). The record is from RefSeq and is a predicted model, not a curated record. The coding region runs from base 269 to 1762 and encodes 497 amino acids. Gene Ontology annotation, cellular component: phosphatidylinositol 3-kinase complex, class III; extrinsic component of phagophore assembly site membrane; autophagosome. The transcript has 10 exons. Gene Ontology annotation, biological process: mitophagy; cellular response to starvation; autophagosome assembly. Lineage: Eukaryota; Metazoa; Chordata; Amphibia; Anura; Myobatrachidae.